Messenger RNA from Mesocricetus auratus (golden hamster), 1067 nucleotides. RefSeq names its product 60S ribosomal protein L27-like. Gene Ontology annotation, cellular component: ribosome; cytosolic large ribosomal subunit. Gene Ontology annotation, biological process: translation. The record is from RefSeq and is a predicted model, not a curated record. Lineage: Eukaryota; Metazoa; Chordata; Mammalia; Rodentia; Cricetidae. The transcript has a single exon. Gene Ontology annotation, molecular function: structural constituent of ribosome. The coding region runs from base 624 to 998 and encodes 124 amino acids.
AGCUGUUUAGUCCCAAAUAAAUGUGUCUGUCUGUAUUAGCCCCUCGUUGCAGGGCUGCAAUCAGGGCCAGCUGAACAGCCCUGGGCUUGUUCCUGAGCAGGGGAGAGUGGAUGAGGGAAGGCUAGCUAUUGGUGUUAAAGAAAAGAUGGAAAGGUAAGAUCAUAUCAGGAGGGCAGUGUCAGCUAACACUGCAAGCCUCCUCAGUUUACUCAAUGCAUCAUCUUAAGUAACCAACCAAAGGUGGGGACAACGGCAGAAGACAUCUAUUAUCAUGUAUAAAGGCAAUUACUUCCCUUUAGUACUAAAACUUCCCUUUAGUACUAAAGACACUCGUGCUACUCAACCACCAGGCUCUCCAUAGUGGCAGUAUCAUCUAGCCUUCAGGAUGAGUAUACACUCACCUGGGUCUAGAUCUAUUGUUAUUUAGGUAGGAACCAUUCACCACCUAGACCAGAACAUCCUGCAGUCAUUAGCUGAUAUCCUAAAGGCAAUAGCUGUCAGGACUCUCUGAACUUGUGGCAGGAAGGAACAGAUUUCCGAUAUACGGAAAUAACAAAGGCUUAUAAUGAUUAUAUAAUGUGUGGGCUGGGAACCCGCUGCUUGCUGUCAAAAUAGGCAAGUUCAUGAAACCCGGGAAAGUGGUGCUGGUACUAGCUGGAUGCUACUCCAGACGCAAAGCUGUCAUCGUGAAGAACAUUGAUGAUGGCACCUCCGACUGUCCUUACAGCCAUGCCCUGGUGGCUGGAAUUGACCACUAUCCCCCAAAAGUGACAGCUGCCAUGGGCAAGAAGAAAAAUGCCAAGCGAUCAAAGAUCAAGUCCUUUGUGAAAGUUUAUAACUACAAUCACCUCAUGCCCACAAGGUACUCUGUGGACAUUCCCUUGGACAAAACUGUUGUCAAUAAGGAUGUCUUUAGAGACCCAGCCCUGAAACGCAAGGCGAGGCGGGAAGUCAAGAUCAAGUUUGAGGAACGAUAUAAGACAGGGAAGAACAAAUAGUUUUUCCAGAAGCUUCACUUUUAGGUAUAUUUUUGUUUCCAUCAUUAAAAUGUUUAAAAAACAAAAAAA